AUGUAUCAACCAAUUUUUGAACCUUAACAGAAGAAAUCUUGUAUUCAAAUUUAUAUUUCUUGGACCUCCUACAUAAAUUUACUCAUUAGUAUCGCUGCUUUAGCCUUUGGAGCUUAUGAAGGAAUUAGAAAAAAAGAUUUAUGGUCUAAAUCUAGCUUUGAUUGGAAUAAGGCUCUUGUUUUCCUUUUAGUAGUUGGUUCUAUUUUACUCUUCUUCACUUCUAUUGCUGGUAUUAUUGGAGGCAGAAAGAAAAAUAAAUGUUGCAUUUUCUUUUUCUAAAUUUUUAGCAUCGCUCUUUCUUUCUCAUUCCUUAUCGUAGCUUUUGUGUUUUUAGGUAUGACUGAUUCUCAUGUUUUUGAUAUUAAAGACACUAACUGUUAAUCUAAGAACGACAUCUUCAAAUACAGUUAAGAAGCUUAUGAUUAGGCUAAUGAACUAUUCUGUAGCGAAUAGUGUCCUUGUAAGGUAACUGAUGAAGAUGUAAAGGAAUAUUUGGAAGAUACUGAUUACAUUAUUGAUAAUGUUAAUGGAAAAACUAAAGUUUAAGAUUGUGAUGAUUUCAAAAAAUAUUUCUCAGAUUCAGAUGUUAAUGAUUCAGUCGACUGGGUUGAAUCUUUGGAAGAUACAUUCGAUUGUACAGGUAUGUGCACUAAGCCAUUAAAUAUUUACUUCUUUAGUAAUAUUAACCGUGGUAUCCCUGAUACAGAAACUUGCAGAGUAAAAUUUUAGAACUUUGUUUCUAGCUAUGGUAAAGUUGCUUAUGUAGUAGGUUUUGUUGUUGGAUCUUACCUCUUAGUAAAUGCUAUUCUUGCCUUUUGUCUAUGUUGUAGGGAUAAGAGAUAAGGAGUUAGUAUUUAUGAACGCUUUGCAUUCUAUUGA
Tetrahymena thermophila SB210 is the source of this 879-nucleotide messenger RNA. Its product is annotated as tetraspanin family protein. Lineage: Eukaryota; Ciliophora; Oligohymenophorea; Hymenostomatida; Tetrahymenidae. The transcript has a single exon. The record is from RefSeq and is a predicted model, not a curated record. Gene Ontology annotation, cellular component: membrane.